AUGAAUCAUCCAGAGAAGCAGAACUGGCUAGGAGUCUCGGAUGUGGAGACGCUUGAUGAAGGAGAGUUCGAAGUCGAUGCACUGCACUUCGCAUGCCAGCACCAGGCGAAAGCAGCCAAAAGCCGUGCAAGAGCAUUGGAGCUUGAUGGAAUAAGAGAAUUUGGGAAUGCAUUGGUGCCAAACUGCGACGAUGACGGAAAAUUCCGUCCCGUCCAGUGUUCGAAUGAGAUCGAUGCCGACGGUCCCUGUUGGUGUGUCGAUGGAUCCGGGUUCGAAGUUCCUGGGACUCGGGCUCGAAGCCUGAACCUCCUCAACUGCACCAAUCCUCGGCCAUGUGCUGGAUUCAUGUGUCGGAUGUUGUGUCCGUAUGGGUUCGAAUUGGACGAAGAAGGGUGUCCAUUGUGUCGAUGUCGGGAUCCAUGUCUAGGGAUCGUGUGCCCCGGAGCUCAACAAUGCCAACUCGAAGAAGUGCCUUGUCUCCAGGAACCCUGCCCACCUCUUCCUACUUGCAAGCAGGCGAGGAGUUUAAGCGAUUUGUGUCCGACGGGGCCACCUCUUCGCCUUGGUGACUCAGGGAGGCCUUUUCUUUGUGGAGAUGAUCCUGGGAAACCGGAGUGUCCCCACGGAUUCUCCUGUCUCGUCCGAUAUGGACACGAUUAUGGAGUGUGUUGUCCAUCGAGAGAGAGAGUGACGAAGCCCGGAAUGUGUCCCAGUCCGGUGUAUGUUGCUAAUGACACGACCCCUGAGGAAUUCUGUCAAACGUUGACUUGUGAAAUGGACAUACAAUGCCCAGAGGAACUGAAAUGCUGCGAAUCUCACGUUUGCUCUCGGCACAUCUGCCUUCAACCCAAGGAGAUGACCGCAUGCAUGCAGCAGAGGAUGAUAGCGGAACUGCUGCUGGAGAAGCAAGAUCCAGGGAAGGGUUACAUCCCGCAGUGCACCUCAGGAGGAGAUUUCGAAAAGAAACAAUGCAGUCGGAACGGCUUAGUGUGUUGGUGUGUGGAUGGAUCAGGUCGCAAGAUGCCGACCAGCUUCGGCCGGGCUGCAGACGUCCAAUGCAAUAAUGUCGAGGAACUCGAUGAUGUUCAGAUUGUUAAACUCCGUGGAGCGCCGGCGCGACCUAGGAGCCUUUGCCUUUCUCUGACGUGUGAAGAACCGUGUCCAUAUGGAUACGUGCCGGAUGGGGCAGGAUGUCCAACUUGUGAAUGCGAGGAUCCUUGUCGAGAUUUCCCUUGUCCAAGCGGAGCGGAAUGUCGAGUCCUUCCGGAUCCCGACUGCCCGGAAUCAGACUUCUCUUGUCCUGCUUUCCCUCAAUGUGGAGAGAGGGUGAGGAGGAAUCAGUGUGAAGUUGGGGAGCCGUUGAUUCAUGAGCCGACGGGAGCCCUGGUGGCAUGCCGCCCUGAACUCCUUGAGUGUCCCUCGGGAUAUACUUGCACCCUGUCGUCCCAUGAACCUGUCUGCUGCCCCACACCCCCUAGACCCCAAGAAGGAGAGGAGAAAGAGACCGCUCCACGGGUGAUUGAGAGAGAUGCCAUCUGUCCACCCCUCUCUGUCCAGGAUUGCAAGAAUGUCUCCAUGUCGACAUGUGGGAACGACACUGACUGCGAAGGGAAAGACGAGACACUCAUGUGCUGUCAUGUCCCAGAAUGUGGGGUAGGGAUCUGUGCCAGACCCAUCCAGGUGCCUGGAGAAGGACCUCACGACGAACAGCUCCCCGUUCCCACCGUUUGUCAGUAUCUGAGGGACAUCGCAUUGAGCCCAAGUGUAUCGCUGGCCGUCCCUCCCCCGAUCUGCAAGGAAAACGGCGCGUUCAAUGAGACCCAAUGCGAUGAAACGACGGAAGAAUGUUGGUGCGUCGAUGACUUCGGAGUGGAAAUCCCCAGGACGAGGUCGUCGAAAGAAGAGGGAUUUCCGGAUUGUGAGAAGAUUCUGGCAGGCCACGAUUGUCUGGGUUUGCGGUGUCGACUGGGCUGCGAUUAUGGAUUCGGAUUGGACCCCGAAAGUGGAUGUCCUGUCUGUCAAUGUUUCGAGAUCUGCGAGGCUGCUCGAUGUUCUGAUGGCUAUCAUUGUGCCUUGACCGAGGUUAGGUGUGGAUCCGGUGACCUUACUUGCCCUCCCGUUCCUCAGUGUGUGGAGAACGUGCGGUACGACCGAGUGCUGGAGACGAUGUGUCCCAUUGGGGAUCCGUACCAAGUGCCUGAGUUGAAUACGACCUUGACAUGUGACCUUACGGCAGAUGGACCGCGCUGCCCUGAAGGAUAUGGCUGCUACACUGGGGAUGCAUCCAAGGGGAUGUGCUGCCCCAAGCCAUCGGACGACAUGUGCGAGCAGAAGAAGGAAGAAGGGGGUUGCGAUGCAUCUAUGACGAGAUGGUAUUACGACGAGACCGACAACAGUUGUAAACCUUUUGACUAUUCCGGCUGUGGAGGGAACCUGAACAACUUCGCAUCUCGGGAGGACUGUGAGGGCAUGUGCAAGGUGCUAGAGGACAUCUCGGAGCUGAUCGGAGAAGGAAGAAGGAGACUCGACAGUGAAUGCCCCACGUUUCCAUCGAGUCAAAAGAAACAAUGCGAACCUGAUAAGAAGGAAGAAUGUGUAAAAGACGAAGAUUGUCCUGGGGCUGAAAGUCUCUGUUGCAUGGAUCCUUGCGGAAUCCACAUUUGCACCUCCUCUAGCGCUCAAGAGUUGGGCGUGAAGCCGGGUCAAUGCCCAUACUUGGUCCCACCUGCAUCGGGGUCAUGUGAAUACGAAUGUACAACGGAUCAAGAUUGUCCAGAUGUCUCGAAAUGCUGCUCUGACGGAUGCGGCACUCAAUGCCUCCCACCUCUCAUCAUGACCGCCUGUCAGCACCAGCGAGCCGUGCUGGAACACAAGUACCGAGAGCAGGGGAUUCCGCCGAACCGAGCAUACUACCCCCAGUGCGAUGUGGAAGGUCGGUUCCAGCCAGUCCAAUGCGAUCCAAGGACUCGCACCUGUUGGUGUGUGGACGAAGAGGGGCGCGAGGUACCCGGAACCAGGAGUCCUGCCACCAGGGAUACUCCCUUCGACUCUCGGUUGACGUGUCCCCUGGUGGAGUGCAAUCUCACGUGCGCAUGGGGUUACAAGCUGGACGAGAAGGGAUGCCCGGAUUGUGAUUGCCAUCAUCCGUGCGAUCGAGUCUCAUGCCCAGAUGACGAAGAAUGCCGACUCAUCCAAGUCAACUGCAUCACUCAACCAUACGAGGUCUGCUUCCAAGACAAGAAAAGGGGGAUUUGCUCCGGGAAUCUGACUCGUUGGUACUUCGAUCCAUCCAGUAACAAAUGCCAGGAUUUCUCUUUCUCCGGAUGUGGAGGAAAUCUGAACAAUUUUGAUUCCAUUGAAGAAUGCAAGACCGUCUGCCCUGUGAUGACGGAUUGUGAGAAGAUGCGAGAGGAGAACAAGGCAAAGGCGUUGAAAUACAAGAAGAGCAUGUUCCUUCCAGAAUGCAAUGUCGAAACGGGAGCAUUCGAAUCCAAACAGUGUUUGCCAGAUUUGGGUCUUUGUUGGUGUGUCGACGAGGAUGGGAAACCCAUCAAGGGUACUCUCAUUCGAGGGGAGCCUGACUGCCUCUCUCGCAAGGGUCGAAUGAUCGACGACGAAGACGAACCAGUGUGCGGAUGGAACGUGGCGAUCCACGUGUGCAACCAAUCGCUUUGCGAUGACAAGAUCUGCCUGGGGGAACCUAGUGCAUCGUGUCGAGUGAAUCCUUGCGGUGGAUGCAAUGUUGAAUUUUACAACGAUGACAAUCAGUUGGUGGAUUGCGCCGCGAGCUUGCCUGUCUGCGUUGCCAGGGCCCAAAAGAUCCUCAAUUCUCCGGCCUGGCUUAAUCAAAAACAGCAACAAGAACAAGAUGUUCGAGACGUGGAUCGAGGAGGACCUUCUUCACAUCCCAUGUCCUUGAACGGACCUGGUGGACUCUUCGUUUUCAGCCUGGGAUCUCCAGAAAUGCAGUUCAACGUGGAAUUCUCGGCUGGGAAUCCCAUCGAUAGCCUCUUGGAGCUCCUUUCGUCUGUCUUCCCCGAUCCCGAUAAUGCCCGAGAUGGAGAUGGAGACGGAGAUGAAGAUGCAGACGUAGAUCUUAUCCUGGAAGAUACAGAUAGCAGCCCUGGAAGCGGAGAGGACCGGGAGGAGAAAGUCCCUGAAGGGGUACCAUCGAAGAGCAGAAGAAAGAGGGGUCUGGAAAACUUCAAAGACAUGGACAUGGAACUCAUGGAGACGGAAUGGGACGAUCUGGCGGCCGUGGAGUCGAAGGUGAUGACGACGAGGACGAUGCGUCCCUUGGUGAAGCCAGGUCUGUGUCCAGCAUUCCGUCUUCCUUCUCUCCUUCGUGUCCUCACUCAGACCUGCCGAGAUGAAUGCCUCACUGACGGUGACUGCUCUCACCAGUUGAAAUGCUGCAUGGGAGAUUGUGGUCUCCGGUGCCUUCGUCCCUUGCAAGAGGGAAAACCAAAGCCAGGAAGAUGUCCUCGGAUCCAGUCCCAUCUACAAUCCGAAAUCAAAUGUGUUCCCUCCAAUGAGUGUGUCUUCGAUUACGAUUGCCCUGGAAGUGCCAAGUGUUGCUACAGUGGCUGCGGCUCAAAAUGCAUCUCCCCCAUGGUGCCAGCUCCGAAGAACACCAUGAUGGUUGUUGCCCCUCCGUUGUGUACCGAGAAAGGCGAAUUUAUGGGAACUCAACGCCAGGGUCCAUUGGCCUGGUGUGUGGAUUCUCAGGGGAACCCCAGACAUCGGACUCUUACUCGAGGACACGUCAUCUGCGAUCCUGACGGUCGAAUCGUGAAGCGGAACUCCCUGGGACCAGUGUGUCCCCAUGGAGGAGGAGGAGGAGCACGUGUGUGUCAAGAGGAGUGUCUUCGUGUUAGAUGCCCUGCACAUCCGGAUGCCAUCUGCGUCGCCUCUCCUUGCAAUGGCUGCAAGGUGAAAUUCAUCUCCCCCAACGGGGAGGAAGUGAGAUGCGAAGAGAAAUGCAGUCAGCCACUCUCCGUCGGACACUGCCGGGCUGCACUCCAACGAUGGUUUUUCAAUCAGACGGCUCAGGAAUGCCAGGAAUUCCAGUUCUCCGGUUGUGGGGCCAAUGACAAUCAUUUCCUCUCCCUGCAACAAUGCCAACAAGAGUGCCAACUAAGCGUGGAGGUGUGUCUUCAACCUCGUCGAACGGGUCCAUGCAAUGAGGAUCUCCCACGGUUCUGGUAUAAUCCUGCUGCCCAGAAGUGUCAGCCUUUCCAGUAUGGAGGCUGUGGAGGAAAUCUGAACAACUUCAUCACCAAGGAGUUAUGCGAGGCCCGAUGCCCCGACUUGGUGCUGUGUCCAAAAUGGAGCCCAGAGAAGCCGAACCCUGAACCUUGCAGCCGUGGGGAAGCAUGCAGUAAUGUGACAUGCCCUCAUCUUCCUGAUGCCAUAUGUCGCGUCGAUCCUUGCACUUGCCAGGCGACACUAGUGGACGAAUACGGAAAUACACUCUCUUGUUCCGUUGAGUCCAUGGAUGAUGGCCACGUGGAGGAGAGGAAGGAGGAGAAGAAAGAAAAGUACACGAGCAUGACUCGAUGCCAACACAUGAGGGUCACGAGUGAGGAACGAGGAGCAAUGUUAGUGCCUCAAUGUGAUUCUUCCGGUGGAUUCUUCCCCAUGCAAUGUCGACGGGAGGAACCUGGUCAACCGACCGAGUGCUGGUGUGUCGACGAGGCGGGCAACAUGCUCCCCAAUGUGCUCAAAUUCACCAAAGGGGAGCUCCGAUGCGAGUUUGUUCCGGUGGAGUGGGUAUCGGUGACGCUGGCCCUUCGACAGAUGGAGAAAACGAAAAAAGGAGAAGAGAUGGGAAAGAAGAUGAAGGAAGAAGUGGAGAAAUUGCUGAGGGGGAAUGGAAAGGGAGAGAUCGAGAUCAUCGACGACGAGGUGUCGUUUCGCCUGGAGCCGGAAUCCGCCAAAGUUUCAUUCCUCCUCGGGGGUGUAGAUAAAGUAAACGAGGCCUGGCGCCUGGAAGAACGAGUGAGGCAGGGAAUCCACCUCGGGGAGUACCUCGUGGAUCCAGAGAGAUCCACGUUCCACCACCGCGUGGACUUGGAGAAACUGAAUGAAAUCCCGUCCUUCUUGUUCACGGCCGAGAAUCGGGAGAUCGUGGAGAGGAGAGAUGGGAUGGAUACGCCUUAUGUCGCCAUCAUCGUAGUAUUCUCCAUGCUCACCUUGGUCAUCGUCUCUGCUGCCGUGAUCGCCUUGGUCAUGUAUCGACGGAAGACGACCGGAUCCUACCCGAAACCGGCUGUAAAAGCGGCCUCGAUGGCCGUCUCCUGCCCCGUCUAUGGCUACCAUGACCCCAAGGGUCUGACCGUGGGUCUGGGCCUUGGCAAGCAGUUCGAGGAUGAAUACAGUUACGAGAACGGAAGGAAGUUCUCCAUCACGUCCACGGGCUCCGCGUCACUAUCCCAGGCUCACGAUUACGAGAUCAUCGCGGAGAAUCGGAAAAAUGAGAAACUCAAGGACCAGCAGGCCAGGUAUUAAUGACAUCUCCCCGUGUCCAUGCACGAUGGCGACACCUUCUUGUGAUAUUUUCUCAUAGAGAGACAAACGGCCUAUUUAUUCGGGACCAGAAAGACUCCUGCCAGUACAUUUUUUGUUUGUUUUCUGUCUAUGGAAGAGGGAGUGUUCGUGGCCCGAGUGACGGUACUUGACGCACCGCCGUUCUUUUUUUUUUUCCCUGUCCCGCUGUUGCCAUAGUAUGAUGCAUCCAUCGAACAUUUCGUGUUCAACCAUCGUCAUUAUUCUGAAAUUAUCCCUUCAUGAACCUAUGGGC
Darwinula stevensoni is the source of this 6802-nucleotide messenger RNA. The record is from the annotation of a GenBank genome assembly. NCBI's taxonomy places the organism in Eukaryota, Metazoa, Arthropoda, Ostracoda, Podocopida, Darwinulidae.